Molecule: messenger RNA, 4762 nt
Organism: Rhopilema esculentum
Lineage: Eukaryota; Metazoa; Cnidaria; Scyphozoa; Rhizostomeae; Rhizostomatidae
Product: microfibril-associated glycoprotein 4
Source: RefSeq, a predicted model, not a curated record
CGUUAGACUGGGGUUGGUAUUACACCGUUUUUUUAGUUUUCUGACUUGAGGUUCUUGCCUUUUUGCAUGGUUUCAUAAAGAAUGAAUUGUUUUGUUCGCGAUGUUAUCAUUAUCAAUUUUUAUUAUUUUACAAAAACAUCUGCCCCUCUCUUUAAAGAUCUAUGUCAAUAAAGAAUGUUAACCUUUCCAUCAGCACUCUUGCAGAGGUGUGGUCUGAGGCAACUUCUAGAAGUCAUACCCAUGGUCAAGCCCAUGGUCACACCCAAUGUUCUUGCAUUUGUGUUAAAGAUUCUCUGCUGUGUAUAUGAAAUUAUUCAAACUAUUCGCCUACUCCAAAAGGAUGGUAGGAGAUACUCAUUCAUGGAAAAGCGAGAGCAUCUUAAAGAAUUAAUUGACAAUACCAAGUAACGAAUUUGUCAACUAGACAUAUACUGGCUUGUUUUAGAGAUAGAAUCAAGCCCUCUAAAAUUCUCAUCUAAAAUUCUCUGAAUAUUAACAAGGGGCUGAGCACCUGAGCCCAUCCCUCCCCCCACGUCACUCCUGCUCUUUUGGCACUUUUGGCACAUCUUGCGAAACUCUCUCCCUUGAUCCUUGAUCAACAACUCAGACAGGAUAUCAAACUUUCCAUGACUUCUAUUCAUUCGUACCACCUUAUGUAUUGCUGCCGAAAUAAACCAAGGGCAAACCAAGCUUUACGAACCUUUUAAUUAAUCAAACUAUUGUAUUUCCUUUCCCUGUAUGUACGUUCAAGGUAACUUUUGACGUCAUCGAUCACGUGACUUCCUGGAAAUAUAUUUUGAAUCCAAAUCGGAAAAAUCAAUCAGUUACCGAUAUAUAACCACAUUCUGUAGUCAGAAUGAGUAUUAAGCACUUGCUUAGAUUGUCAAAAUAACUUCCAUGUUUGUUAUAUAGAAAUUACAUCGUAAACAGUGUUUCUAGUCGCUUCAUUUGUAGCAUUCCAAGUGAUGACAGUCUCGCUUAUUCUUGACAAAAAGAGAAGUUUUUCAUCAUUUUAUAGCGUUUUGCGUUAAUGGAUUGAAGUUUCGAAUUUUUCGUCAUCAAAAGAUUCCCUCAUGGGCCGCUAGUAGAUAUGUUGCUUGACUAAAUGAUCUGGUAACGAGUUUGCGUCGCCAGACGCUAAGUUAAAAGAUUAGUUCACCUAGUCAUGUAUAUACAAUAGAAACUAGAACGGCAUAGAAAACUUAUGACAUUCAACUAGUACAGGGAAAAGUAAAACAGCCCGACGAUUUCAAGGACAAUUUAAAGUAAGGUUUCUAAAGGUAUAGAUUUUUUCAACUGUAUGGAGAGAGCUGCUAUGUUGGUUCAGUUGCCUAAAGAAAAAAUAAGGUCAAAUUUUCUUUUUGCAGAUUAGUUCAUUUUACUGUGUGGUUUAAUUUAGGUAGAAUGAAGCUCCAGGACAGCUGAGGGUGUUGUAAAGCCACAGCAAGAUUGUCAACAUUGUCAACAAGCUACAAAUUUGUUUAAUGAAUAAGAUAAGACUGACUCAAUUAUUUUGCUUACAGAUGUUUAUCAGAAGUUUACAAAUUUUAUGAAGAAUCGGCCUAGUGACUUUGAAAAUUAUAACAACGUUGUUAGUGAUGAAAUGGCUAAUUGUAAGCACGGUAAUUUUAAUUUUUAAAGCCUUUUAUAUAAACAUGUUUUAUUUGUUAUUGUGUAUGCACUUUAUUCUGAGUAAAAGGUUGAUUAAAAAGAACUUUUCGUUAAUAAUUUAUGCAUAUGAAGGUAAUAAAAGAUGAGCAAAGAAGAUUGACCUGCAUGCACCAUUGGGAGAGCAGAAUCCCCAGGAGGAAAGUCUCAAGUGGCGCUGUAGCAAACUGAAAAUCAGUGCCAAAAAAGACAAAAUGAAGUUGAAUGUCUUUAUUCGGAUCCUGAUCAUGUGGUUUUGCUGUCGAGAUACGCAAGGAUAUAUUCUGCGACUACCGUGCUACAGCUUCGGAAAUUUCAGCAUCGUAAGAGAAAGUUUUGAAUUAUUUGGACGAGUUGUGAAAACAUUUGAAGACUUGCUCGUCCAAGAAUGCAUGUUCGAAUGCGUUCGUCACCCUCAUUGUCGUUCAAUCACCACAACCGAUUCAGCCGGGGUUAACUGUAAGCUUCACGACAAAUCGGCAGAAGACCCAGGUGAUAACAGGAUAAUGUCACCGUCUUCUAACUGGACAUACAGAACAACAGAUCCCGGAGAAAAGAAUAUUGGAGAUCUCUGCCGAAUUACACAGCCAUGCCCGGUCAGUAUGACAUGCAGAGCAACGUGCGCCUGUCCUGGUUAUAAAUGUCAUCCUCGUCCAGAUGUAAUAUAUUCCAGCUGUCAGGACGCAUACAACAGGGGAAUGCGAGAAAGCAGGGCGUAUCCAUUGUAUCUUCAAGGCUUAGGAGCAUAUAGAGCAAGAUGUCAUAUGGCAACCCUAGGCCGUGUUUGGAUCGUAUUUCAACGCAGAGCGAACGAUAAUGUUGAUUUCUACCGUGACUGGGAAGAAUACAAGAAUGGAUUUGGUGAUCCACAAGGCAAUUACUGGCUGGGGCUGGAAAGACUGCACCACUUGGCACGGCCAGGUAAAGGUGCAAUCCUUCGAGUUGAACUUAGGCAAUGGUAUUUUACUUCCUACGCAAGCUAUAGCACGUUUGAAAUAGAAAAUGAAGAGAACCAAUAUAGGAUAAGAGUCUCGGGGUACUCAGGUACUGCGGGCGACUCGCUUUCUCAGCACAAUGGAGUGCAAUUCUCAACGAAAGAUAGAGAUAACGACUUGGCAUCAUUCCACUGUGCCAAGACGAGCUCGGGGGCAUGGUGGUAUAGUAGUUGCGGUGUUUCUAAUUUAAAUGGGGUGUAUUCUCCAAAGAGUCGGGCAGUUGCUGAAAAGAUGACCUGGUAUGCAACAAGCUCAUAUAGCGGAAUCUUUUUUUCAGAAAUGAAAGUAGGUUAUUUGUAACGAGAUCCAUAGGUGUUAGCCAUAAGCGUACGGCAGAGUUUUUACAGGGGGCGGUAGGAUUUUUGCCCGAGUACAGAGGCAUGCAUAUAUUUAUGAGCCUGUUGGUGAUAAGGAACUUUGACAUAAGAAUAUUUAAAUUAUGAAUUCUUUUUCACCGAAAUAUCUAAAGUAAAAAUAGUCAGUUGAGAGCAGAGCAAACCAAUCAGAGACAUGUUUGGGGGGGGGGGGGCAUGCUAUCCUUAUCGAUUCUUCUAUAAUGUCUACUGUUCAGAUCUAAAAGUUUGAUCUAGGUUUUUCAUAGAUGAGGGCAGCAAUGCAUAAUAUGUUCCAAUAUUUUACUUAAUAUCACUUAAAAUACUACUAUUAACUUUUGAAUUCGACUACAGUCAAAAGAAAUGUGCGUCCCGACCCUUUUCUAUGUCCAAAUGCAUCAAUCAUCGCCUUCAUGUCACUUUUCAAAACUUCGUUUCAAAAUUUCCGCUCGAUGCCAAGUAGGGCCAAAUUGCUCAGCUGUUCUUGGCCCAUGGUUGAUCUGAGAUAUGUUUUCAGAUCAACCAUGUGAUCUGAGGCCACUGAGUGAUCUUUCAGCUGAGCAUCAUGUUGCUGGAAUCGUUGCUAGCAAUGAUGUUGCUUCAUACAGGAAUGGCAGUACUUGAUGCAAACCUUCUUGAAACAUCUUCUGGACAAGCAUUGCUGCAUUAUUAACAUAAGAUUCAGAAGCGCUUUGCUUCUUGUAAUUUUAAAAAAAACCAACUUAUCAUUUUUAAGGCACUCUUGGUCGAUUUGGGGAGCCUCUUUUUCCGGAUAUACCUAGGGCCUCCAACAACCUAUCGCCUACCCUUCCAAUGUACCGUUAGCAUAACAAUUGCCCCAUAAAAUCAUAGGCACAAAAUAUCGUGAAGCAUUUUAGUGCGUUUUUCAAAUAAUGGUUUUUUAUCUAACAAAAAAUAUCAACUCAAGCCCCCCUCACUUUGAACUUCUUGGCGCCUCCCCUAGGCAAGAUUCUUAGAAGAUUUCAAACUUUAUGUAAAAAUCACAAACUCACCAUGGUGCACAUGAUAUUGCAAGCGUGGCUAAGAAGUGUUCAAAAGAAGAGGUUGAAAACAAAUUCCAAAAUGAGUUUAUCGUAGGAUCUUCAUUUUGCAAAUAUCACCUGGCAAUUAUUUCAUCGCAACAGGCACGUAAAUAAUAGGGGGGCGUGGGGGGCGUAACGCCCCCCCCAAAGUUUGGAAAAUCCAGUUACAGUUGGAAAACGUAACGGUUGACUUGGAAUUUUUUUCUUAAGACCAAACUUGUGAAUUUUAUAUUUUAAGAAGUUUUUUUAUUUUAAAUAUAAAAAUUCUAAACAUUAAAAUUCACAGACUGAAGCUGACCCAUCCAAUCGUUUUCUAUUGUGAAUCCCGUCUCCACUGGAUCCAAAUUGCACACUUGCCCCGUUUUCUUUUUCUUUCUUUCUGACGGGAGUUGAAUCAAAUUACGAACAGGCAAGGUGAACUUACGGAUAAGAAACUUGAAACUUACAGUUUGGAAUAAUAAUACCCGCAUUGAUGAGAAAAUAUUAGAGUGGGAAUUUUUUUAGAAACUACGAGUAGUUAAUUCAAUAAAAGAUUAAGAAUCUUUCAGUACUAAAAAUUCUCAACGCUUCUUAUAAAAAACGAGUUUAUGCUAAACUCCCCCUGUUAUUUGUUUAUGUCCUUGAGUCUUUAUCAUAAAUUCCUAUGACAAAACUGCUGUGGAGCAAGAACACAUUGCAAAAACUGCAGUAGAAGUAUUUGAUCAAAGAAGAGUAUUUCAUCUUUCGAAUCAGGCAUAUGCACAAG